AUGCAGCUCUGGCAAUUUACUGUUCGCGCGAAUGCCAAAUCAAGGCAUGGAGGGAACGGGGGCACCGCGAAGACUGCAAGUCGAGUUUGGGAGACAUAUGGCAAGGGAGAUCGAAAAUGGCGUGAAAAGGCAAAUUUAAUAUAUUUGCAACAUCUUUUCACCCAUGACGCCAAAAAGGAGAUGCCCAACCUCCACCGUUUGGCGUCGGAGCUCUACCCGGCUACCCCAAUGGCCGACCUUAUGAUUGUCAUCAAGUAUCCCACACGAGGCAGGGAGAAAACAGCUACAGUGGGCGAAGAAACAUCUCAACCAGUGCAUGAGAGAAUUAGGUGUGGAGGUUCAACGUUCCACUGUCAGCGAGGUGUGUGCUAUCGUUCCAACAAACCUGUGGUGCGGUCAACCUCGCCAAGUCGGCGACCCCGAUGA
Cyclocybe aegerita is the source of this 426-nucleotide messenger RNA. The record is from the annotation of a GenBank genome assembly. NCBI's taxonomy places the organism in Eukaryota, Fungi, Basidiomycota, Agaricomycetes, Agaricales, Hemipholiotaceae.